UUAGAAACAACAACAGAAACAGUAGCAGAAGUAGUAGCAGAAGUGAUAACAGAAGCAGCAAUGGCAGAAGCAGAAACAAUAGCAGAUGCAGCAACAGCAGAAACAAUAGCAGAAGCAACAACAACAGAUGCAGCAACGGCAGAUGCAGCAACAGCAGAAUCAGCAAUGGCAGAAGCAGCAAUGGCAGAAGCAGCAGCAGAAUCAACAGCAGAAGCACCUUAG
This is a messenger RNA of Racocetra fulgida, 222 nucleotides long. Lineage: Eukaryota; Fungi; Glomeromycota; Glomeromycetes; Diversisporales; Gigasporaceae. The record is from the annotation of a GenBank genome assembly.